AUGGGGUGCGCUUCUGGUACAAGACAAUUUAGAAUAGCAAUAGAUGGCCCAGCAGGGGCAGGUAAGACGACCCUCGCAACGCUCUUGGCAAAAACCCUGGGUUUUUCGCACAUCAACACAGGCAUGAUCUACCGAGCCCUCUCGUACGUGCUUAUGGAGAGAUUUCCGGAGAGAUCUAUCCAAGAGCUGGAAAGUGAUAUUAGGAAAGAAGAUGCAAAAAUACUCGAAGUGAUCAAAGGGUUUUCUCCAAAUAUCACAGAAAACAGCUUUGUUGCAGACGGAAAAAACAUCAUCCACGAGCUAAGAACACCCAGGAUAGACGCAGUGGUUGGGAUCAUUUCCAAGUACAAGAUUGUCAGAGAGAAGGUGAAAAUCAUCCAGAAGAAGCUUAUCAACAUGUGUCCCAUGGCAGUGGUGGAGGGAAGAGACAUAGGGUCGGCCAUCAUGCCGGACGCAGAGCUGAAAAUAUACCUAGAAGCAUCGGUGGAAGAGAGGGCCAUCAGAAGAGAAAAAGAAAGAUCGGAAAAAAAAGACAGAGGAGAGCAGACGCCAAUAAGUCUGGAGGAAAUCGAAAUGAAAAUAAAACAAAGAGACUUUUUAGAUACAACUAGAGAAAUAUCUCCUUUAGUCAAAUCCCCAGACGCGAUAGUAAUAGACAACACUAAGCUGACCGUAGAAGAAACAGUGAAGAAGAUACAAGACAUAUUCCUGCAGAGGCAGCAGAAGGAUUAG
This is a messenger RNA of Nematocida minor, 732 nucleotides long. Its product is annotated as CMP/dCMP kinase. The transcript has a single exon. The record is from RefSeq and is a predicted model, not a curated record. NCBI's taxonomy places the organism in Eukaryota, Fungi, Microsporidia. Gene Ontology annotation, biological process: nucleobase-containing compound metabolic process. Gene Ontology annotation, molecular function: ATP binding. The coding region runs from base 1 to 732 and encodes 243 amino acids.